Molecule: messenger RNA, 1394 nt
Organism: Sebastes umbrosus (honeycomb rockfish)
Lineage: Eukaryota; Metazoa; Chordata; Actinopteri; Perciformes; Sebastidae
Gene: tmem222b
Product: transmembrane protein 222b
Exons: 6
Coding region: 47-598 (183 amino acids)
Source: RefSeq, a predicted model, not a curated record
CGCAGAUGUGAGUGGAACAGAUGAAGUUCAUCUUCCACAGCUGGUGAUGGCGGAUGUUGUUGAGAAAGACACCAUGAAGAAUUACCGCAUAGCGUCUGAGAAGAUCAACCCGGAGACGCAUCGCUAUCCGUACUGCGUGGUGUGGACGCCCAUCCCCGUGUUAUCAUGGCUGUUUCCAUUCAUUGGCCACAUGGGAAUCUGCACUUCCACGGGUAUCAUCCGGGACUUUGCCGGACCUUACUUUGUCUCAGAAGACAACAUGGCUUUUGGGAAACCGACAAAGUACUGGGUGCUUGACGUUAGCAAAGUCUACGCUAGUGGCUCCAAUGCCUGGGACACGGCGGUACACGAUGCUUCAGAGGAGUACAAGCACAGGAUGCACAACCUGUGCUGUGACAACUGUCACUCACAUGUCGCCAUGGCUCUGAAUCUGAUGCGCUAUGAAAACAGCACCUCGUGGAACAUGGUCAAACUCUGCCUGCUUGCUCUGAUCCAUGGAAAACACGUCAGCUGUGCGGGCUUUCUGAAGACCUGGCUGCCUUUCCUGAUGCUGGUGGGCAUCAUCCUUACAGUGGUCGUGGCCAUGAACCUGCGGUGACCUGGGAGGCGGGGUCAAAGACACAGCGGGAACCCCCGCAGGUCGGAUGUGGGGUUGACCUUUUUAGCCAACGAGGGGGGGUCGUCGCACGGUGUCGGGCGGAAGUAAUCGACGAGAUAAAGACUACUUACCUCCAACAGAAGAAUGACCAACACAUGCUUGGUGUGUGGGAAGCCUGGUGUUACUCCAGUGGUGAAGCUGGAACGUCCUAGUGAUGGAAAGUCAUUUAUAUUCAGUCACUUAUUGAGAGAGAAGACACCACGACUACCAGAACAACACAAACACACUUAAUGGAUUAUGAUUAUUGAAAGCCUAACAGCAGGUUUAAGCCAUCGCCACCUGCACAGUGUCGACGUUGUUGUCGUCGCAUUGAUAGUUGAACAGAGGAACAUGUACGUUGUUGGGAACACAUUCAUGCCUUGCUUUUCAGAUUUCUGAUGAUUUUACUUUGUAAUGGAUUGGGAGUGUAAUCCCAUGAUUCAGUGCUUCCAGGAUGCCAUUUUUAUAUACCGGGGAGCACAAACAUGUUAAAUCAAUUAGAUGCCUUUCUAGGGAAUUUAUUGCAUUUCAUGCCUGAUCUAAUGUAGCUCUACUGCAACUUACAGCUCAAUACGCCAGAGCGGUUUGUAAUUUUUGUGCAUUUUCUUACUUAACUCAUAUCAAAAAAAAGGCUGCAUCUUCUAAAAAGAAAUAUUUUCUCAGAGAUAUGUUGUACAUGCAUUUACAUGUAUCCACCUCAUGGUACUACUUUUAAUAGGAUGUUUUCAUACCUUUUAACUACAAAUCAUCAAUGCAA